UCAAAGCCCCUUCACUAUGUGACCCUCAUGAGUAAAGGAAGGUGCUUUGGGCUCUUGGUAGCCUCCUGGGUGGGGGGCUUCAUACACUCCAUUGUACAGAUCUCUCUGUUGCUCCCACUCCCUUUCUCUGGACCCAAUAUCAUUGAUAGUUUCUACUGUGAUGUCCCCCAAGUCCUCAAACUUGCCAGCACUGAUACCUUUGUUCUAGAGAUCCUUAUGAUCUCCAACAAUGGUCUAGUUGCCACAUUUUGGUUCUUUCUACUCAUUGUGUCCUACACAGUCAUCAUGGUGAUGCUGAGGUCUCAUACAGGAGAGGACAGGAGGAAAGCUAUCUCCACCUGCUCCUCCCACAUCACUGUGGUCACCCUGCAUUUUGUGCCCUGCAUUUAUGUAUAUGCUAGGCCCUUCACUGCCCUUCCCUCUGACCGGGUCAUCUCUGUCACCUUCACUGUCAUCUCCCCUCUCUUGAAUCCCCUGAUUUACACCUUGAGAAACCAAGAGAUGAAGUCAGCCAUGAGAAGAUUACACAGACGGCUUGUGUCUUCUGAAAGGUAA
Vombatus ursinus (common wombat) is the source of this 555-nucleotide messenger RNA. Its product is annotated as olfactory receptor 4D9-like. Gene Ontology annotation, cellular component: membrane. The transcript has a single exon. The annotation marks the transcript as partial. Lineage: Eukaryota; Metazoa; Chordata; Mammalia; Diprotodontia; Vombatidae. The record is from RefSeq and is a predicted model, not a curated record. Gene Ontology annotation, molecular function: olfactory receptor activity. Gene Ontology annotation, biological process: G protein-coupled receptor signaling pathway.